CCCUGUUUCCCCGGAGAAAUUACAACGACGGAAGUGCUCCGAUUUGCGGUCACCUCGCGGGCGGUUCCGGUUCUUCUCAUAAAUUUUUCUCCAUUAUAAUAUUCCUUCUUCCAAAAAAGCUAGGGAGGGGAGCAGCUUGGCGGAAGAAAAAAAACGAGGGCUUCCUUCUUCUCCUUCUAUUCCCCUGUUUACCUUCACUUCCUCCCGUUUUCCCGUGACCGGUCGCGGAUUUUUCAGGCUCUAGCUUUCGAAUCUUUCUUACCGUUCUCGUGAUUGUGGGUUCCACCGAUGGCGGCGGCGGCGGCGGAAGUGGCGGCAGAGGGUUGGCAGCGGCCGAAGACUAAGAUCGUAUGCACUCUGGGGCCGGCUUCGAGGUCGGUGCCGAUGUUGGAGAGGCUUCUGAGGGCGGGCAUGAACGUUGCGAGGUUCAACUUCUCGCAUGGAUCCCACGAGUACCACCAGGAGACGCUGGGUAACCUCAGGGUGGCCAUGGAGAACACUGGGAUCCUCUGUGCUGUCAUGCUCGAUACCAAGGGCCCAGAAAUUCGAACUGGUUUUCUGAAAGAUGGCAAGCCCAUCCAUCUCGCAAAGGGACAAGAGAUCACCAUCACAACUGAUUAUAGCGUAAAGGGUGAUGAGAACAUGAUAUCUAUGAGCUACAAAAAGUUAGCUGAGGACUUGAAGCCAGGAAGCGUCAUACUAUGCGCUGAUGGGACGAUCACCCUCACCGUUCUUUCGUGUGAUAAGGAGUUAGGUUUGAUCCGCUGCCGGUGUGAGAACUCUGCUGCUCUCAGUGAGAGGAAGAAUGUAAAUCUUCCAGGGGUCAUUGUCGACCUUCCUACACUCACAGAGAAAGAUAAGGAGGAUAUCUUAAUGUGGGGUGUUCCAAAUAAGAUUGACAUCAUAGCUCUAUCUUUUGCACGCAAAGGCUCUGAUCUUGUGGAAGUUAGAAAGCUACUUGGAGAACAUGCAAAGACCAUUAUGCUGAUGUCCAAGGUUGAGAAUCAGGAAGGGGUGGCUAACUUUGAUGACAUACUGGCAAAUUCGGAUGCUUUUAUGGUGGCCCGAGGUGAUUUAGGGAUGGAAAUUCCGAUCGAGAAGAUCUUCUAUGCGCAGAAGGUGAUGAUCUUCAAGUGCAACAUGCAAGGAAAGCCUGUCGUUACUGCAACCCAGAUGUUGGAAUCCAUGAUCAAGUCCCCUCGCCCAACCCGAGCCGAAGCCACAGAUGUAGCCAAUGCAGUUCUUGAUGGCACCGACUGCGUGAUGCUCAGUGGAGAAACAGCUGCAGGUGCUUACCCAGAGUUGGCAGUUCAGACAAUGGCAAAGAUUUGCUUGGAAGCAGAAUCCUUCCUAGACUAUGAAGCAGUUUUCAAACAAACUCUGGCUGCUGCACCAGUUCCUAUGUGCCCAUUAGAGAGCCUAGCUUCCUCUGCAGUUCAAACAGCCAACUCCGCAAAGGCAGCCCUGAUCUUGGUCCUGACUCGGGGAGGAAGCACGGCGAAAUUGGUGGCGAAGUACCGGCCGCCGAUGCCGAUCUUGUCGGUGGUGGUUCCUGAGAUAAAGACGGAUUCAUUUGAUUGGUUCUGCAGUGAUGAGGCUCCCGCAAGACACAGCCUGAUAUUUAGAGGAUUGAUUCCACUCUUGAGUGCUGGAACAGCCAAAGCCUCUCAUUCAGAAUCCACAGAACAAGCACUUGAAUUUGCCAUGCAGCAUGCGAAGGCCGUAGGACUCUGCAAACCAGGAGACUCCAUCGUUGCACUGCAUCGUGUAGGAACUGCAUCAGUUAUCAAGCUGUUGACCAUCAACUGAUGGAGAAAACUCCACCAAUCACCAGUUUUGCGAGCGGCUUCUUGAUCCUUGGUUUUUGUGUUCUCUCUGCACUACCCAAAUUGAU
Messenger RNA from Elaeis guineensis (African oil palm), 1894 nucleotides. RefSeq names its product pyruvate kinase, cytosolic isozyme-like. The record is from RefSeq and is a predicted model, not a curated record. Gene Ontology annotation, molecular function: potassium ion binding; pyruvate kinase activity; magnesium ion binding. NCBI's taxonomy places the organism in Eukaryota, Viridiplantae, Streptophyta, Magnoliopsida, Arecales, Arecaceae. Gene Ontology annotation, biological process: glycolytic process.